This is a messenger RNA of Canis lupus familiaris (dog), 1096 nucleotides long. RefSeq names its product mitochondrial translational initiation factor 3 (gene MTIF3). Bases 222 to 1061 code for a protein of 279 amino acids. Gene Ontology annotation, molecular function: translation initiation factor activity; ribosome binding. The record is from RefSeq and is a predicted model, not a curated record. Gene Ontology annotation, biological process: mitochondrial translational initiation; ribosome disassembly. Gene Ontology annotation, cellular component: mitochondrion. The transcript is spliced from 5 exons. NCBI's taxonomy places the organism in Eukaryota, Metazoa, Chordata, Mammalia, Carnivora, Canidae.
GCGGGACGGCGCCCCGCCCUGCGUCACCUUUCCUUUAAAGCACGCGGGCCGAAGCCCCGCCCACUACGGAGAGCGAAGGGGGCUCCGGCGGGGGCCGGUCCGUGGCCUCUUCCGCCAGACCUUACCAGUCGCCGGCCCGGCACAGCUGACAUUCUCUUCUAACGAAGAGCUUUUCUUCACCAGCUGGAGAUGAUUGCUGAUUGCAGUUCUUUCUAAAAAGGAUGGCUGCCCUUUUUCUAAAGAGGCUAACGUUACAAACCCUAAAGAAGACGGCAGGAAAUUGCACUAGAAGAUGUUUUGGUACCUACAUCCUGCCCCUGACCAUCCCGGCGCGGCUGCCCCUCGUUGCUCCUGUCCCAAGACUAUCUUCCCUGAUGCAUGCCAGAGCCUCUGGUACCGUGGCAGACACCCAGGACAGCAGGAAGAAGAAAACAAAGAAUGACCCAGCUUUUAGCAACAUCGGAAGAAAAAUUCACGAGCGAGUCAUACACGUGCUGGACGAGGCAGGCAAUGAUUUGGGGAGCAUGCACCGUGCCGAGGUGAUCCGGCUCAUGGCCGAGCGGGACCUGAGGCUCGUGAAGAGGGACAGCGGCUCGGAGCCUCCACGGUACCAGCUCCUCUCGGGGCUGCAGAUUCACGAGGAGCGGCUGCGACUUCGGGAGAUGGAGAAGGCCCACCCGAAGCCUGGACCUGUCCUGACUAAGGAACUCACUCUUUCUUCAAAUAUUGGACAACAUGAUCUGGACACAAAGAGUAAACAGAUUCAGCAGUGGAUUGAGAAAAAAUACAAAGUUCAAAUUACUAUAAAGAAAGGGAAGAAUGUAGAGGAGCCCGAACAUAAGAUGGAGGAUAUCUGUAAUAAAAUACUCCAGACUAUGCCGGGGAUAGCUACCUUCUUAUCCCGGCCACAACCUGUUAGAGGAGGAAAAGCUGUAACAUGUGUUCUUCGUCAUUUGAGCAAAAAGGAAGAGAAUGCAUAUAGAGAAACUCAAGAAACCCAGAAAAGAGAUUCUUUGGACAAAGAAAACAGAGACAAUAGAGAAUCAGAUGUGCAUCAGUGAUUUUAAUAAAGAAAAACGUGGUUCUGAGAAGGAAA